AUGAUUCUAUUCAUAAUUUUCUUUGUACUUUCAACACUUUCAUGUCCCCAAGCUGUAGCUGAAGUCACUGAAACUGAAGCACAAGCUUUGUUAAAAUGGAAACAUAGUUUUGAUAACCAUACCCAAACUCUCCUAUCAACUUGGAUAAAUACCACUAAUCCAUGCAAAUGGCAAGGAAUUCAUUGUGAUAAAUCAAAAUCAAUUUCAACUAUAAACCUUGAAAAUUUUGGACUUAAAGGUACACUUCACUCUCUCACUUUUUCUUCACUCCCAAAUCUCAUGACCCUAAACAUCUAUAGUAACCACUUUUAUGGAACCAUUCCUCCCCAGAUUGGAAACAUGUCAAAAAUAAUCACAUUGAAUUUUUCUCAAAACCCUAUUGAGGGUUCCAUUCCUCAAGAAAUUUUCACUUUGAAAAGUUUACAAAAACUUGAUUUUUCAGUUUGUAAACUAAGUGGAGGAAUUUCUAGUUCUAUAGGAAAUUUAUCCAAUUUAUUGUAUCUAGAUUUAGGACACAAUGAUUUUUCUGGUGGAUCUAUUCCUCCUGAGAUUGGAAAAUUGAACAAGUUAGGGUAUCUAGCAAUUCCAUAUAAUAGCCUAAUUGGUUCAAUUCCACAAGAAAUUGGACUUUUGAAAGACCUUACUGCUAUUGAUUUGUCAACAAAUUCUCUAUCUGGUGUCAUCCCUGAAACUAUAGGUAAUCUGAGUAAAUUGAAUCUUCUUGUAAUUUCUAAUAACACCAAGUUGUCUGGUCCAAUUCCACAAGAAAUUGGGCUUUUGACAAACCUUAAUCUUAUUGAUUUGUCACGCAAUUCUCUAUCUGGUGUUAUCCCUGAAACCAUAGGAAACAUGAGUAACUUAAAUUGGCUUGUACUUGCUAAUAACACCAAGUUGUCUGGUCCAAUUCCACAAUCCUUGUGGAACAUGUCUAACUUGAAUAGGAUUGACUUUCAAAAUAUGAAUCUUUCUGGUUCAAUCUCCGAUUCUAUACAAAACUUGGUUAAUUUGAAUGAACUUGCACUCGAUCACAAUCACCUUUCUGGAUCCAUUCCUUCCACAAUUGGAAAGUUGAAAAAUCUAGUUAAAUUAUUUUUGAUGAGUAAUCAUCUUUCUGGAUCAAUUCCUGCCUCGAUAGGUAAUUUGAUCAAUUUGGAUGUUCUUAGUCUCCAAGUAAACAAUCUCUCUGGAACAAUUCCAGAUUCAAUUGGAAAUUUGAAGAAGCUCACUGUUUUUGAAGUAGCUAACAAUAAACUUCAAGGUAGAAUUCCAAAUGGACUUUACAACAUUACCAAUUGGUAUUCCUUUGUUGUGUCUGAGAAUUCUUUGGUUGGCCAUUUGCCGUCUCAAAUAUGCUUUGGUGGUAAUUUAAGGUACUUAAAUGCUGAUCACAAUCGUUUCACCGGUCCGGUGCCAACAAGUUUGAAAAAUUGUUCUAGCAUUGAAAGAAUCAGGCUCGAGGAGAAUCAAAUCGAAGGAGAUAUAUCACAAGAUUUUGGUGUAUAUCCGAAAUUGCGGUAUCUUGAUAUGAGUCAUAAUAAAUUUCAUGGACACAUUUCAACAAACUGGGAAAAGAGUUUUGAUCUUGAUACUUUCCAGGUAUCUGGCAAUAAUAUUUCUGGUGUUAUACCAUUAGAACUUAUUGGUUUAACCAAACUCGGUAGGCUUCAUCUUUCUUCAAAUCAAUUGACUGGGAAACUUCCAAAGGAACUAGGAGACAUGAAAUCAUUAGUUGAACUCGAGAUUAGUAACAAUUAUUUCAUUGGUAACAUUCCAACAGAAAUUGGAAUGUUGCAAAGACUUGAAAAGUUGGAUCUCGGUGGAAACGAGUUGAGUGGCACGAUACCGGAAGAAGUUGCGAGGCUACCGAGGUUACGACUGUUGAAUUUAAGCAGUAAUAAAAUUCAAGGAAGUAUUCCACAUCAGUUUGGUUCAGCUCUUGAGUCACUUGAUCUCAGUGGCAAUUUUUUGAAUGGAGAAAUACCAACAGCUAUUGGAGAUUUGGUGCAGUUGUCAAUGUUGAAUCUCUCACAUAAUAUGCUUUCAGGGACCAUUCCUCAAAAUUUUGAAAGGGGUUUGGAUUUUGUUAACAUAUCAGACAACCGGUUAGCAGGUCCACUUCCGAAAAUUCCGGCUUUUCUUACUGCUUCAUUUGAAUCAUUCAAAAAUAACAAAGGCUUGUGUGGAAAUAUCUCAGGAUUGGAUCCUUGUCCAACAAGCCGUAGUCGAAAGAGCAAAAAUGUCCUUCGAUCCGUAUUGAUUGCUCUAGGAGCUGUAAUAUUAGUGCUGUGCGGUGUCGGAUUUUCAAUGUAUAUUUUCUGUCGAAAGAAACCAGCAAAGGAAGAAAGCCAAACUGAAGAAGAAGCACAAAGGGGAGUACUAUUUUCAAUUUGGAGCCAUGACGGGAAAAUGAUGUUUGAAAAUAUCAUUGAAGCUACUGAGAAUUUUGAUGACAAACACCUCAUUGGAGUUGGGAGUCAAGGAAGUGUUUACAAGGCAGAGUUGUCUUCAGAUUUGGUUGUUGCUGUUAAGAAGUUUCAUUCGGUAACAGAUGAAACAAAGUCAUAUUUCAGUUCAAAGCCUUUUAUUAGUGAGAUUGAAACCUUGACAGGAAUCAAACACAGGAACAUCAUAAAGCUUCACGGAUUUUGCUCACAUUCUAAGUUCUCAUUCUUGGUUUACAAGUUCAUGGAAGGUGGAAGCUUAGAUCAAAUGCUAAACAAUGAUACACAGGCCACAGCAUUUGAUUGGGAAAAGAGGGUGAAUGUUGUUAAAGGUGUAGCCAAUGCUUUGUCCUACCUGCAUCAUGAUUGCUCACCUCCAAUUAUUCAUCGUGACAUAUCAAGCAAAAAUAUUCUUCUUAAUCUUGACUAUGAAGCUCAUGUCUCCGACUUCGGGACGGCCAAGUUUGUAAAGCCGGGUUUAACUAGCUAUACCAAUUUUGCAGGCACUUUUGGGUAUGCAGCUCCAGAAUUGGCGCAAACAAUGGAAGUGAAUGAGAAAUGUGAUGUUUACAGCUUCGGAGUUCUUGCAAUGGAAAUCAUAAUGGGAAAACAUCCAGGAGAUCUCAUCUUAUUAUUUUUGUCACCAUCUACAAGACCAAUGGCUGAUAAUAUGUUGUUGAAAGAUGUUUUAGAUCAAAGACCUCAACAAGUUAUGAAACCAAUUGAUGAAGAGGUGAUCUUGAUUGCGAGGUUGGCAUUGGGUUGCUUGAGUCAAAAUCCACAUUCUAGACCAACCAUGGAUCAAGUAUCCAAGAUGCUUGCAAUAGGAAAAACACCUUUGGGGAACCAACUUCACAUGAUUAGACUAGGACAACUAGAAUAA
Molecule: messenger RNA, 3324 nt
Organism: Lathyrus sativus (Indian pea)
Lineage: Eukaryota; Viridiplantae; Streptophyta; Magnoliopsida; Fabales; Fabaceae
Source: the annotation of a GenBank genome assembly